Molecule: messenger RNA, 891 nt
Organism: Rotaria sp. Silwood2
Lineage: Eukaryota; Metazoa; Rotifera; Eurotatoria; Philodinida; Philodinidae
Source: the annotation of a GenBank genome assembly
AUGAUUUUAACUCAAUCGAAAAUGGCUAAUGUCGAUGAAGGAACACGUUGGAUACACUCAGAUACAGACCUUUUAUCAGGUCACGGCGUUACCUAUAAUGUCGAUUAUCUUGGCUCUGUUGAAGUACUAUGUUCGAUGAAAUCACUUGAUUUUGAUAGCCGUACACGAGUUGCUCGUGAUUCUAUACGUUUAGUAUGCACAGCAGCCGGUGUUACACUUCGGGAACGACGUAAACCCGAUACAUUUUCAAAUGAUCAAUCAAUGAUUUCAACACAAGCAAAUUUAACACAUAGUCAUACACCUGUUCAACUAAUAAUUAGUACUGAUGCACUUGUACUUAAACGUAAAAAUGAUUCUCAAAUACUUUGUUCACAUAGAAUGGAAGGAAUUUCAUUUGCAAGUGCUGGUGAAUAUGAUACAAAAGAUUAUAUAGCUUAUGUAGCGAAAGAUAAUAUGAAUAAGAGAGCAUGUCACGUACUUUCAUGUGAAGCAAAUGAGUCAUUAGAUGUUAUUACAACUAUUGGACAAGCUUUUGAACUACGAUAUAAUGAGUAUAUAAAAACACAACGACAAACAAACGAACAACGCGGAUCGUUUAAAACAUCUGAUCAUGAUCGACCACUUCUACAAGCUGAACGUUUAUUAACUCAUAGUGGUGAUUUUCUUGUACGUGAAAGUGUAAAAAUUCCUGGUCAAUUUAUUUUAUCAGGUCGUUGUCAAAAUCAAUUCAAACAUUUACUUCUUAUUGAUCCUGAAGGAGUUAUUCGUACCAAAGAUUAUGAAUUUGAUUCAGUUCAACAUCUUAUAUCAUAUCAUAAAUCAGGCAAAAUUCCAAUUGUAUCUGCUGACAGUGAACUACUUUUAGAAACACCUAUUUUACGUGUUAGAUGA